Molecule: messenger RNA, 401 nt
Organism: Clarias gariepinus (North African catfish)
Lineage: Eukaryota; Metazoa; Chordata; Actinopteri; Siluriformes; Clariidae
Gene: mocs2
Product: molybdopterin synthase sulfur carrier subunit
Exons: 2
Biological process (GO): Mo-molybdopterin cofactor biosynthetic process
Cellular component (GO): cytosol
Source: RefSeq, a predicted model, not a curated record
UAAACACGUGUGUAAACAGUCGUUCUGAUUGUGUUUGGGUUUUGUUAACAACUGUCACUGUCUGGUUCUGGAACAAUACAGACACGUUAGCAUUGUUAGCAUCGUGCUAAUGCUCCCGUUUGCUCUAUGUUGAAUAAAGGUGACCGUGCUGUACUUUGCAAAAAGUGCCGAAUUAACGGGAGUAAAAUCGGAGACGAUUAGAGUGAACUCCGAGCUAACGAGCCUUCAGCUGUGGCAGGAACUGGAGCACAAACACCCGAAACUCGCCGUGGUUCGUGAGCAGGUGGUUUUGGCGGUGAGGAGAGAGUACGUGGCUGUGGGCGAGCAGGUCGUGUGUCUACAGCCUGGAGACGAGGUGGCCGUGAUCCCGCCGCUCAGCGGGGGCUAAACACACACCACAG